AUGGCGGCCCUGCGCAAAGACAACCGAAAAUUCAAGGCCAUUCUCAGGGAUAGGCUGGGCGAGCGGGCGCAGCAAGUGGUUUUCGAUUGCACUUCAGAGUUGUCUCGACAAGUCACAGCCGGCAGCAUGGAGGACGCCGAGGGAACCGACGGGGCCGUAACGAUGACGAUGGUGAUGAUGGACGUGCAAGCUGAUGCAGAAUUCGCCGCUGCGGCGAAGGGCGGGGAGGAUAAGGAUACGGGGGCGAGCAAACGCGGCGGCGGCGGCGGCGGUGGUGGUGGUGGCGGCGCCGGCGCUUCCACGCGGGGUCUUAGCAGGCCCGAUUACCGCCUCAUGAAGAGCAUCGAGAUGGCGCAGCAGAAUUUCGUGGUAACGGAGCCCUCGUUGGCGGACAAUCCCAUCGUCUUCGCAAGCGACGGGUUCUUCAAGCUCACCGGUUACACUAGCAAGGAGGGCGCAACUGCCAGGUUCUUGCAAGGCCCCGACACGGACAGAAAGUCCAUCGCUACCCUGCGACAGGCGAUUACGAGGGGGGAGGACGUGUCUGUUUGUCUCCUCAACUACAAGGCCGACGGCACCACCUUCUGGAACCAGUUCUUCGUCGCCGCCCUCCGGGACGAUCAGCACAGGAUAGUCAACUACGUGGGGGCUCAGUGUGUCGUGCCCUACCCCCCCCCCCCGGGCCCGCCUCGGGAAUCCGCUGCCGGCGCGGUGGCGGCAGCAGCGGCGGCGGAAUCCACCCGCGGCGGCAAAAGCGGCGGCGGCAGCGGUAGUGGCG
This is a messenger RNA of Ectocarpus siliculosus, 778 nucleotides long. Lineage: Eukaryota; Phaeophyceae; Ectocarpales; Ectocarpaceae. The record is from the annotation of a GenBank genome assembly.